Messenger RNA from Morchella sextelata, 1383 nucleotides. RefSeq lists its product as uncharacterized. The transcript has a single exon. The record is from RefSeq and is a predicted model, not a curated record. NCBI's taxonomy places the organism in Eukaryota, Fungi, Ascomycota, Pezizomycetes, Pezizales, Morchellaceae. Bases 1 to 1383 code for a protein of 460 amino acids.
AUGAACUGUACCGAGCAGACAUAUGAGCGAGGAACACCCUUUUGUCGACAAGCGGAUUGGAAAGAUGUCGUCAGGUUCAUGAUCCUUAAUUUCGCACUCCAUGCAGUCACCGUCAUUACUCCGCCAGGAAGCAGUAUAAUCAUCACUGUUUUCAAUACCUUUUCUUCUAUUUUGAUGCCUGCGGUGGGGUUUGAUGCGUCCUUCAAGGUCCUUUAUCGUAUGGCAGUUCUAGAAACAACGCACCUUCGUGUGGCCUUGAGGUCAGAAGCACUUUGUAUGCUAGUACCAUCAGAUCCGUGUACCCGGAAGGGUCCCGACAGUAGUACGAGUCCUGCUCACGGGCAGACUAGGUCUGCAUCGACGUCGGCCACACGCCGUCUAGAUUCUGAGAAAGAUGAUUCUGAAACAGAUUCUCCGGGAGCACUAGAAGACAAGAUUCAGCCGGCAAUAUCGGGCCAGGAGGUAGUACCCAGUGGAGCUCCGUUGGUGAACUGGGAGGAGUACGCUGUUUAUCCGAGAGCAUAUCGUCCCGUUAUACCUCUGUACACACAGGUACACGGCCAGUACCCGACCGACAUCAAAGUUCCUGGACAGAAAUACCUAGCUACUCAUAACAAGGAUAGGGAACGUAAGCCUAAUCCGGAGGCCGAUGCAGUAGACUACAAUACCCCGUCUCACGCCGAUUACUCUCUGAUAUACGUCCCACAUUGGUUUGAAGUCCACCCGCUGGCAAAUCAUUCCCCAAUUCCCACAGAGUGGGAGAAAGUCAAGAGGUGGUGGGCCGGGGAGAAGGUGAAGCCACCACCCGGGAGCAUGGAACCUUCAACGCUUUCCUCCAACUAUAGCUUUGUCAAGACAUGUGCCGCUAUGUUCCAAAUAGUCUACGCAUCCUUUGAGCUUUAUAUGGGAAGUAAGCGUCAGAUUGUUGGUUAUGGAUAUGCAGCUUAUUCACUGGCUGUAAUCCCGUACAUUCUUAUGUCAUUAACCAAUUUACUGGCGAGUCUCACCGCACCACGCUAUCCCGCGAUAUAUAUUGUUAAAUAUGGAGGGCUAAAGCCCCCAGGGAAAUAUAAAAAUGGAGAAACUAGACGGACAGGAGAAUCGUCGAAGACCGGGAAGAUAGCUCAGGGCCAGAGUGAAAUAUCAGGGACCGGCGGUGAAGCUGAGUGGCCGCAAGGAUGGUGGACACCAGAGGAUAUGGAGGAAGUCGAGGGGAAGGUUACCGGGGCGGUCGGCAUAGCCUAUGGAGACUUUAGGGGGCGGAGGGGAGCAGAACGACAAGUGGAAGGCGAGGAGGCGGGGGGUGCGAAUUGGCGGACUGUCGUAAGCGUUCCCUAUCAUAUUGACUCAACAUCAAUGAUAAUAGAACGAGCUAAAAUUUAA